Molecule: messenger RNA, 1752 nt
Organism: Leptinotarsa decemlineata (Colorado potato beetle)
Lineage: Eukaryota; Metazoa; Arthropoda; Insecta; Coleoptera; Chrysomelidae
Product: UDP-glycosyltransferase UGT5
Molecular function (GO): UDP-glycosyltransferase activity
Source: RefSeq, a predicted model, not a curated record
UCCACUUGAAUCAGUUCAGAUUCGACACUAUGUUAGUGAAGUUAUUACCGAUCCUUUCAAUAAUUCUGUUUUUGAUAAGAUUGAAUAAAUGUGCACGUAUUCUGGGAGUAUUUCCUUGUGCUUCACCAAGCCAUUACAUACUAGAUAACGCUCUAAUGAGAGGUCUUGCCGAAGCUGGACACGAUGUGACCUUGAUCAGCCCAUUCACCGAAAAAGAUCCUCCGAAAAAUGGCAGUUGGAGGGAAAUCAUUCUUGAUGGAUUCGUAAAAAACCAUGAGAAACAUUUUCAAGAUAUCAAUCGACUCAAGAAUCCUUCGAACCCAUUUUUCAUCUUCUUCACUACGAACUUAUUGGGAAAUCAACUCACUGAAGAAACGAUGAAGAAUCCGAAAGUGCAAAACUUGUUGAUGUCAAACGAAAAGUUCGAUGUUGUAAUAUUAGAAUAUUUUUUCACUGAUGGACUAACUACACUGGCCAAAUAUUUUGAUGCCCAUCUCAUCCUGAUGAGUCCCGUUGCAGCUAACAUGUGGAAUAAUCACGUAGUAGGAAAUCCAUCGCUACCAUCUCUUUAUCCCGACAUAACACUCGGAUAUCCGUUCAAAAUGUCUUUUUAUCAACGCUUUAAAAACACCUUCCAUUUAAUUAACAAUUACAUUAAUUUAAACUUUAUAUUCUAUCCCAAACAGAAUGAAAUUGUUCAGAAAUAUUUACCAAAAUCUAUUGAUAUGAGAGAAAGCAUCAGUAAUAUUUCCUUGAUGUUUUUAAAUUCUCAUGUUAGUUUAUCAAAGCCGCAAGCACAUGUUCCUAACAUGAUAGAAAUUGGUGGUUUUCAUAUUAUGCCACCAAAUAAACUACCCGCCGAUCUUCAGAUUCUUCUGGACAACGCCAAGAAUGGUGUGAUUUAUUUCAGUAUGGGAUCCAAUUUGAAGAGCAAAAAUUUACCAAUUGAAAUGAGAAAUGAAAUCCUUAAAGCUUUCAGAAAAAGAAAGGAAAUCGUUUUAUGGAAAUGGGAGGAUGAUUUUCUGCCCAAUCAACCUUCGAAUGUUUUUUUGAAGAAAUGGCUUCCUCAGCAAGACAUAUUGGCUCACCCUAAUGUGAAAGCUUUCAUUACUCAUGGAGGUUAUCUUAGCAGCUCUGAAGCAGUGUACCAUGGAGUACCGAUAAUAGCAAUUCCCAUAUUUGGUGAUCAGAAAGCCAAUGCCAAUUUAGCAGAGCAGCUGGGUUAUGGACGUAUUUUACCACCAUCAGAAAUAUCUGAAGAGAAACUGACUGCACUCCUAGAUGAAAUCAUUCAUAAUGCAAAAUAUCGUGAAAAUGUUCAGGCCCGAUCUCAAAUCAUGCAUGACAGACAAGUUAAACCCAUAGACACUGCUGUCUAUUGGGUCGAGUAUGUCAUUAGGCAUAAAGGAGCGAGACAUUUGAGAGUUACCUACACAGAUCUUUCCUGGUACCAGUAUUACAUGUUGGAUAUUUUCACAGUAACUUUUGGACUAAUAUUCAUAGCCAUACUCAUUAUUAAAAAAGUUUGGUCAGUUUUUUGCAUGACUAACAAGAGAGUAGUAAAACAAAAACAGUUUUAGUAUAAAUGUUUAAAUAGAUGGUCCAUAAUUUCAUUUUUAAUCAAUAAUCAUUCAUUAUUGUUGAAUUUAGUUUAUACCUAAGUUUAUGAUUUUUGAUCAUAACACUGUUGAAUCCGUCACCUCUUAUGUUUUUUAAAGUUGAAAUAUUAAAGUAUAUUUUCCGACUUCGAAA